Messenger RNA from Cooperia oncophora, 555 nucleotides. The record is from the annotation of a GenBank genome assembly. NCBI's taxonomy places the organism in Eukaryota, Metazoa, Nematoda, Chromadorea, Rhabditida, Trichostrongylidae.
UUGCAGUCGUCACCAAAUCACGCCGUUGGCACGCUCCAUCUGAAUCCCAUCACUCAGCCACUUCAAGCGAGUGCUCUGAUACCGCCGUCAGAUCAUCAACUGGAUCUUGACACGAGCUCAUUAGACACACUUGUAAAUAGUAACAACAAUCUCUUGAUGCACAUUUAUAACAGUGAAAUGGAUCCCUCACUGACAUCGCGUCAUCCAAAUCCGAUGCUAAACAGCAUCGACGACAACAUGUUGAAUUCGCAAUUAUUAGGAGAUAUUAAAAAUGAAUCAUCGUUGGGCGGAGCGACAGCAGCGCCGAUCAACGUGCACCUGCCAAUGCAGCUCAACAUGCUGAACUUCAGGCCGAUCAAUCCCCAACAGUUGCCAUCCGUGCAUCAUCUGACGUCCACAUCGUUACCAGUUUCGGUACCAAUGGAUUACAGUAUCCACAAUGAGACGCCAAAUGUUGCUCAUCCCCAGUAUAUUGUCACCACGCAACCGGAUAUGAUGUUGCCGCAAGGCAUCGGAUAUCAGCAUCACGGGGUAAUUAAAAUCUAUCAGUCUUGA